Asparagus officinalis (garden asparagus) is the source of this 867-nucleotide messenger RNA. RefSeq names its product late embryogenesis abundant protein D-29-like. The transcript has 3 exons. NCBI's taxonomy places the organism in Eukaryota, Viridiplantae, Streptophyta, Magnoliopsida, Asparagales, Asparagaceae. Bases 26 to 661 code for a protein of 211 amino acids. The record is from RefSeq and is a predicted model, not a curated record.
CACACAAAAAAAAGAAGAACCAAUAAUGGCUAAAGCAAGAACAAGACCAAUGAAUUCUAGUUCUCUUCUUAAAAUUCUUGAAGUGUUCGCGGUGGCAUUCUUGCUGUUGAUAGCCGUUGAUGGAUCGACGAUGGAGAACGCGAAGGAGAGAGUAAAUCUAGCAGCAGAUGAAGGCAAAAUCAAAGGCUCAGAGACAAUGCAGGAUGCCAUGGAGACCAUAGAGUCCUGGGCUGGGUGGGCCAAGGAGAAAUUAGCGGGUUUGGGGAUUGCCAUGGAUGAUGAUGAAGAAGAGGCAGCCAGGGAUGCAGUGAAAAAGGCACGAGAUAUUGCAGUGAAAACUAAAGAUAUGGUGGCUGAUGUUGCAUCUGGAGCUGCGGACAAGGCUAAGGAGGCUAAAGGUGUGAUGAAGGACAAAGCAGAGGAAGUGAAGGAAACAUUGAAGGACAAGGCGAGCCAUGCUUCAGAAUCAAUCUCCAACUUGUCAGUAGAGGAAGCCGAGACAGCUUAUGAGGGUGCAAAGCAUAAGGCCACUGAAGCCUACGACGCCAUGAGCCAAGGUGCGAAGGAGGCCUACGAGGAUGCUAAGGAGAGAGUAGUUUCGGAUCAAGCCACUGGUAAUCAUGUUGGGGUUCUUAUGAAUCAUGAAGCAGAGGAGCUUUGAGCAGUACCCAAAUCCUUUCUCUUGUUUGAGGAAGGCAACAUUUUGAAUGAUCUGCAGAAAUUGAUAUUUAUUUUGAUUUUGUUGUAGUAUGUCAGGAACAUUUUUAUCUAUCAGAUAUAUGCAAAAAUCCUUUCUCUUGUUUGAGGAAGGCAACAUUUUGAAUGAUCUGCAGAAAUUGAUGUUAAUUUUGAUUUUGUUGUAGUGUG